CCCCUGGUCCCAACAUCAAGGUCCAAGCCCCUCAAAAAGCCCUAAAUGAGUUCAUAUCUGUCUAAUGAUAGAGCGAUACAUCCUUAGAGAGACUGGAACAAUGAAGCAGAUUACUGUGGGGGAAAGUGGAUCAAUGAACCCAAAUGUCUGAUAUGUCACCAACUAUUUCUCUGCCAUGUGGAGGUGAAAACACCGAUAAGGAGACGCCAUGCUGUCUCACAUUAGAAGGACGUUGCCUCUUUUAAGCCGCCACUCAGCCGUGUGCACUUUUGAAAGGAUCAACCAUCCAGCUCGAAGCUCCUCCUCCUUCAGUGACCUCAUCACGGCGUCUGAUGGUCUCGUCCUCCGCUCAGAGUCCACAGACGUCUUCCAGAACCUGGCUCUGGAGGACUGGAUCGACGCCAAUGUGGACCUGCAGCAGCGCUGCAUCCUACUGCUGUGGAGGAACCAGCCAUCCGUGGUCAUCGGACGCCACCAGAACCCGUGGACCGAGUGCAACCUGCCAGCUCUGAGGAGGGCGGGGAUCACUCUGGCUCGCAGGCGGAGUGGCGGUGGGACUGUUUACCACGAUUUGGGCAACCUCAACCUGACCUUUUUUACUUCUAAAAAGGGGUAUGACAGGAAGAGGAACUUGAAGGUCGUCACAGACGCUCUGAAGAGGAUCAGACCGCAGCUGAAUGUCCAGGCGACUGAGAGAUUCGACAUUUUACUCAACGGACACCUCAAGAUCUCCGGCAGUGCAUCCAGGCUGAGCAGGAAGUCGUCCUACCAUCACUGCACCCUGCUGCAUUCUGCUGACCGCUCUGCUCUCUCCGCCGUGCUCCGACCCUCAUGUCCAGGUAUCAUCAGCAACGCCACACCCAGCGUGCCCUCACCUGUCGCCAACCUGGUCGACCAUGCUCCCACGCUGCAGUGGGAGGAGCUUUUGGAGGCACUGGGGCAACAAUACAACACAGAGUUUGGCUUCAGGGCUCCAUUGGCGCUCGUGAACCCCUCUGAUGAGGCUGAGUUCCCUGGCCUCAGUAGGAUGGAGGCGGAGCUACAAACCUGGGACUGGACAUUUGGUAAGACGCCAAAGUUCAGCGUCAAAACCGCCCUGGACUUGACGGACACUCACUCCGCUCACAGCUCGGCUCAGCUGUGCAUGGAGGUAAAGAACGGUGUGAUAGAAGGCUGUGAUCUCCACGUUAAUACAGACUGGCUACCUCCACGACUAAGUGGCGAGCUGAGUGGCGUGCUGGUCGGGGAGAGGUUUUGUGGGCAUAGAGCAGCUGCGGCGGUCACCGCUCUGCUACGGUCUGAAUGCGGCGAGCUGCAGGACAGACUGAUAAACCUGUGUGACGCCAUGGUUUCUGUGAUGGGAGCACCUCUUAUUUAAUAUUGUUUAUUUAAU
This is a messenger RNA of Cheilinus undulatus (humphead wrasse), 1393 nucleotides long. It is a transcript of the gene lipt1, whose product is annotated as lipoyltransferase 1. The transcript has 4 exons. Gene Ontology annotation, molecular function: lipoyltransferase activity. Bases 209 to 1378 code for a protein of 389 amino acids. Lineage: Eukaryota; Metazoa; Chordata; Actinopteri; Labriformes; Labridae. Gene Ontology annotation, biological process: protein lipoylation. Gene Ontology annotation, cellular component: cytoplasm; mitochondrion. The record is from RefSeq and is a predicted model, not a curated record.